GCUGCAUCAUCCACUACCUUGAAUUCUGGACGUUCAAUCCUCGAGGACUCACUCAACCUACCUAAUUGCAGGAAUUGGCACCAUGCUCAUCCAAGAGUCUCACGUUGAUGUCCCCACCACGGCCGAUGGCCAAGGGACGAUGCGAAUCUACAUCUACCACCCCACAAUCCCAGGCUACCCCAAUGCCCGAUUCCCGGGCGUGGUCGUCUUCAGCGAGAUCUACCAAGUGACGGGCCCCGUAGCACGCUUUGCGCGACAGAUCGCCGGUCAGGGCUACAUUUGCGCGGCUCCCUCUAGCUAUCAUGAGUUUACGGGUCCGGAGCCUCUCAAGUAUGACGCGGAGGAUACGGAUAAGGGGAAUGCGUGGAAGAUUGGAAAGAAACUAUCCGCCUACGAUGAAGACGCCAGUCUCUCGGUAGACUAUCUCCUCUCACUACCAACGUGCAAUGGCCGCGUUGGCGCGACGGGUAUGUGUCUGGGUGGCCAUCUGGCGUAUCGGUGUGCGUUGGACAGUCGCAUCAAGGCGGCGGUGUGUUACUUUGCGACCGAUAUUCAUAGUAAGACUCUGGCGCUGGGGAAGAAUGACGACAGUCUUGCAAGGGCGGGGGAUAUCAAGGGGGAGUUGUUGAUGAUCUUCGGCAAAAAUGACAACCAUGUCCCGCCAGAGGGCCGGGACUUGAUCCGCAAGACCCUACAUGAGAAGGGCGUUCUCUUCAGUUUCUAUGAAGUCGCCUGGGCACAACAUGCCUUUAUCCGAGAUGAGCUCAGCAAGGGCCGGUACGACCCUGCCAUCACCAAGGCCUGCUUCGAGAUGCUGCUGGAAUUGUUCGGACGCACCUUGAAGUUGGACCUGGGCGAGCAUGAUGGAAAAAACUUGGUGAUUGAGGAUGUUUGCUAAGUGGGUGCACGUACAUCGUCGCGGGUUCAAUCUGAUCCCAUCCCAGGCUCAGCGGGGGUUCCGAGGGCCAGGAUGGGGGUGGGUGGGACAGAAUGCGCACAGAAAAAGGGGGGAUGACCUGGACGGGUGUUUGAUGGGGAUUUAUUGAUUGAUUAAUUGAUUGUAUGCUAGGUCCGGCAAUGGUCGAUUGUGAAGAUGGCUGGUGGGAAUUUCAAGGGAGACUUGGGCUAAGGAUGGGAGGACAAUGGGUGGCCCGAAGUAGGCGAUGUGUGAAGUCCUACGUACUCUCUUUCGUAUAGGGUAUCUCUUCUGGAGAUUAGCUUAGAAGUUACUAAGAUCACACACUACUCGGAGUAUGAAAUCUGGAAAUCAUUUCUUGACCCGAACAAGC
Molecule: messenger RNA, 1289 nt
Organism: Penicillium brasilianum
Lineage: Eukaryota; Fungi; Ascomycota; Eurotiomycetes; Eurotiales; Aspergillaceae
Source: the annotation of a GenBank genome assembly